Molecule: messenger RNA, 3289 nt
Organism: Callorhinchus milii (elephant shark)
Lineage: Eukaryota; Metazoa; Chordata; Chondrichthyes; Chimaeriformes; Callorhinchidae
Product: transient receptor potential cation channel, subfamily V, member 1
Exons: 15
Coding region: 29-2344 (771 amino acids)
Biological process (GO): calcium ion import across plasma membrane
Cellular component (GO): membrane
Molecular function (GO): protein binding; calcium channel activity
Source: RefSeq, a predicted model, not a curated record
GUUUGAGGGUUCCAAAACCAAAGUGCCGAUGGAUUCCUUUUACUCGAUAGACUAUCAGCUGUCACCGAAGGACAGUAGGUUCGGCUCUCAGGACUCCGUGUGGAGUGGAAAGAAUCAAGCUUUCAGACCCCCGGUCAGCAGUGAAACCGACUCGUCACCCAGUAUCUACAACCGGCACUGGCUGUUUGAGAUGGUGUCCAAAGGCACGGCCAAGGAGUUAGAUGGGUUUGAGGAGCAUCUGAUGAGGAACAAGAAGUAUCUGACCGACUGGGAGUACAAAGAUCCAGAGACUGGAAAGACAGCGUUACUGAAGGCAUUGCUGAACCUCAACAACAAGAAGAACGACACCGUCUCCCGGCUCCUGGAAAUCGCUGAGAAAGGGAACAACCUGAAGGAAUUCAUCAACGCGGCUUACACAGACUCUUACUACAGAGGUCAGACGGCGCUGCACGUGGCCAUCGAACGCCGCAGCGCCCACUUCGUGGAGCUCCUGGUCAGGAACGGAGCCGACGUGCACGCCAGAGCCAGCGGGAUUUUCUUCAAGCAGAAGAAGAGCGGAGACGGCUUUUAUUUUGGCGAGCUGCCUCUCUCUCUGGCCGCCUGCACCAACCAGCUGGACAUCGUCACGUUCCUGCUGGAGAACCCUCACAGCCGGGCUGACGUCUCGGCCGUGGAUUCCCGGGGGAACAAUGUGCUGCACGCCUUGGUGGCCGUGGCUGACAACACGCCCGAGAACACCAAGUUCGUCACCAAGAUGUACAACGGCCUCCUGAUGAAGAGCGUCAAGAUCAGACCCCUGGAGAACCUGGAGGCCACCACCAACAAGAAGGGGCUGACGCCGUUAAAGCUGGCUGCCAAGACGGGCAAAUUGCAGCUGUUCAAAGACAUUAUGGGCAGAGAGGUCCAGGAGGAGGAAUGCCGCCACCUUUCCCGGAAGUUCACAGAGUGGGCGUACGGACCAGUGCACUCCUCGCUGUACGAUCUCUCGUCCCUGGACACGGACGACGAGCAGUCGGUGCUGGAGAUCAUCGUGCACGGCACCAAGAACGAGUUCCGCCAUGAGAUGCUGUUGGUGGAGCCCCUCAACAAGCUCCUGCAGGAGAAAUGGAACAAGUUUGCCCGCUUCAUCUUCUGCGUGGACUUCUUCAUCUACUUUGCCUACAUGACUGUCUUCACCCUCGUGGGCUACAACAGGAAAGAAAACAUGACGCUCCCGUUCCCCAUCGAACACACCACCGAGGGCUAUCUGCGGCUCACCGGACAGAUCAUCACGCUGCUCGGAGCAUUCUACCUCUUUUUCACAGGGAUUCACACAGUGAUUUUCAGGAGGAUGUUCAGGGGGAAGAGCGUGAAACCCAUCACGGUCGACAGUUACUGUGACAUUUUGUCUUUUGUCCAGUCUCUGAUGCUCCUGGCUUCUGCUCUGCUGUACACGACCGGCAGGAAUGAAUACGUGGGCUUCAUGGUGAUCGCGAUGGCACUCGGCUGGAUCAACACCCUCUACUACAGCCGAGGGUUCUAUCGCAUGGGGGUUUACAGCGUCAUGGUGCAGAAGAUCCUCGUGACAGAUAUCCUGCGCUUUCUUAUUGUCUACAUCGUCUUCCUGUUUGGGUUCGGGGUAGCGCUGGUGACCCUGAUCGAGGAAGGUCCCCCCAAGGGUCGAAUGGCCACCUCCCAGAAGAACUACCGUCUUUUAAGCAAAACGGAAUGCGUGUGCGACUCAGGCUACAACACCUACAAAGAUCUUUACUCCACUUUCCUGGAGCUGUUCAGGUUCACCAUCGGGAUGGGCGAUCUGGAAUUCACAGAGGACUACAAGUUCAAAGAAGUCUUCAUUCUCCUCCUGAUCUCUUACGUCAUCCUGACCUACAUCCUGCUGCUGAACCUGCUGAUUGCCUUGAUGAGCCAGACCGUCGAAAAGAUCUCGAAGGACAGUAAAAACAUCUGGAAGCUUCAGAGAGCCGUGACCAUCCUGGAUUUGGAGAGAAGUUUGCCCAGGUGCCUGAGGGACAGACUUCGCUCGGGAGAAUCUGUGGUGGUGGGGAUGACCCCAGAUAAUAAAGAGGACAUGAGGCGGUGUUACCGGAUUGACGAAGUGAACUGGACCAAAUGGAACACGAACCUCGGCCUCAUCAAUGAAGACCCCGGCAACUCCAACGUGAUCAGGAGGUCUAGCCUGGCUCGCAACAGCAGGUUCCGCCGAGGGGAGAGCGGCUGGCAGAGCAUGCUGCCUCUACUGCGUGAAAUGAAGACUGAGAAGCAAGAAGAAAUCGAGUCGCAUGAGAUGGACACGCUUACGGGAAGACGGCGACGGAAGCUCUCGGUGACUCCAAAAGAUGUCUAGCGCUCGGUCCGGGGAUUGCCUGGCUCCCGUGGGAACGCACACAAGGCUGGGAGCUCUCUGCGCGUGUGGCAGUGCUGGGUUGACACGCCUUGUUGUGGUGAUGAUUAUUUUAUUCCAUCCACAAGAGAAGGCUGACAGCUUCCUCCGAGCCGAGAGAGCGACACCGACGUCGAUUUGGAACCAUUCGGGAACCAAAGAUACUGAUGUCGUUGGCCCUGGCACCUCCGACCUGCUCACACUCCGCUCCUCUAACCUCGCUCAGCUGGCUCCGGCCUCCUGCACGUCCCCUCGCCCCCUCCUCUCUGCCAUUGGCGGCCGGGCUUUCAGCCACUACGCCCCGAGACUCUGGAACUCUCUCCCUCCAUCCCUUUGCCAGUCUUAGGGUCACACCUGAAGACCUUCCUCUUUGACUCACCCUGCAAUCAACUCCCCCCAGGCUCCAGCACCAUUAAGCACUUUGAGAUUCUUUCUCCCGCAUGUGAAGGGUGUUGUAUAAAUGCAAGUUGUUGUUGUUGUUGUUGUUUACCUGUCACAAACACUGGUCACUAACACUGGACAGCACGGAGGCUGAGAGUGGAGAUAAACAUAGCAUUUUGUGUAUGAUUGUCUCUUGGCUGCUGUAACACUGAGAGACGCCGGGAUCCAGGAUUUUUGGCCCCCAAAAUACAGUCAGUUCACUUAACAGCAUAUUCUGUGAAGCGCUUUGCGACGCCUCAAUGAUGUGCUAAGGCGCUGUAUCAAAUGCAAGGAUUAUUAUUAUUCUCACCUGAAAUACAAACGUACUCAAUACAAGUCGUCCUGCAUUUUAUCGCUUUACUCCACUUAUUGUUAUUAAGCAGAUUAGUGAUCAUGGACGUGAACGAUGACAUUGUAUCUACACUUAAUGUGGUUUUACCGUCACACGAACAAGCAGUAAACUGGGUCUGUUCCAGUGGAGGAGAAUCU